Molecule: messenger RNA, 1486 nt
Organism: Amaranthus tricolor (Joseph's coat)
Lineage: Eukaryota; Viridiplantae; Streptophyta; Magnoliopsida; Caryophyllales; Amaranthaceae
Product: probable tetraacyldisaccharide 4'-kinase, mitochondrial
Exons: 8
Coding region: 2-1174 (390 amino acids)
Biological process (GO): lipid A biosynthetic process
Molecular function (GO): lipid-A 4'-kinase activity; ATP binding
Source: RefSeq, a predicted model, not a curated record
GAUGGAAAAAUUGAAGAGAGUUGUGAGUAAGAUUGCUUAUUCCCAUGACUUCUCCAAACUCUCUUUAAUUCACCGUUCCUUCAUCUCUCUCCUUACCUUCAUUUCUUCUAUCUACCAUCUGUCUCUUACUACCCGCCAUUACCUUUAUUCUCUGGGUUUGUUCCACAAGCAAAGGUUGCCGGUACCAGUUAUCAGUGUUGGUAAUUUGACAUGGGGUGGAAAUGGGAAAACUCCCAUGGUUGAGUAUCUAUCCAAUUUGUUUUCUAAUUGUGGAGUUUGUCCUCUCAUUCUUUCUAGGGGUUAUGGUGGAGGGGACGAAGUGAAAAUGCUUCAACGGCAUCUAAUGGGAACAUCAGCAAAGAUUGGCUCUGGUGCAAAUAGGGCUGCUACUGCUGCUUGGUUUCUCGAGAAAUAUGGCUAUGUAGAUUAUAGUGCCAAUGUUAUUUGUAAAGACCUGCUCUUUACAAACAAAGUUGAUACCGAUGAUACUUCAAAUAAAAUUGGUGCAGCCAUUCUUGACGAUGGCAUGCAGCAUGUGAGCUUGGUACGUGACUUGGACAUCGUGAUGGUUAAUGGCUUGAUGCCAUGGGGGAACAAUCGAUUGAUUCCCCUAGGACCUUUGAGGGAACCACUUUCUGCUUUGGCUAGAGCUGAUAUUAUUGUGAUCCAUAACGCAGAUCUGGUUCCUGAGCAAGAUCUAAUCGAUAUUAAAAACGGGAUUCAAGAGAUAAAAAGCUUUCUUCCUGUUUUCUUCAGUAGAAUGGUUCCUUCACAUUUCUUUAAUGCCCAAAAUGUUGUCGCUAAAGUACCUUUGUCAGCAAUUAAAGGGAAGGUUAUAUUUUGUCUCUCUGCACUUGGUUAUCCGAUUGGUUUUGUGAUGUGCGUUGAGAAGCUUGGACCACUGCAUGUUGACCAGUAUCAUUACAGCGAUCAUUACAUGUUUCAACCCAAGGACAUUUGCACGGUGAGGAAAAGACUCGAAGAGCUUCAUCAAACUUUUGAUUCGAGGCCAAUUGUUGUCGUAACAGAAAAGGACUACGACCGAGACCGCAAAAUUCUCUUGGAGUUAUGCCCCUUCAACGUUCUUGUUCUCUGUUCGCAACUACAAAUCGUUGCUCAUAACAGAAAUUCAGAACAAAGAUUCAAGGAGCUAGUUUUCAAGAUAUGGGACUAGAGGAUUGAUAAAGAUGGGAGCAACAAGAAACUUUUUCUUGGUUAUUAGGGUUUAGACAGAUCAGGUGCAACCUUUGUGCAAUAACAGAAAAUUCUCCUGCCACAAAAUACCAGACUAGAAGAUUGGCUUCAACAUCGUCAAGCCUUUACAUGAAUGCGGCUAAUGUUUGUACUUUUUUUCUAUCUCGAUUGCAACUAUCUAUACCUUUCUUUCCUUUAAUAGCAUAGAUUGUUAACAAAAUGUUGAUCAAGAUCACGCAAAAGAACAAAUAGCACUUCCAGGAAAAAAAAAAAAAAAAAAAAAAGAAAUAUG